AUGGACUGUAAAACCAUUAUUUUUGUGAUACUCUUAUCGGUAACGGCAGUAAUUAUACCAUUUCAAUGGAUUUUGGAAAUAUGGUCGGAUGAAUGUGUGAAUCCAACAUAUCGCAUAGGAAAAAAUUACAACCCUUCGAGCGGUCUGAAAGCUUUUAAAGACAAAUAUAAUCCUAUAGAUUUAGGGUUAGAUAAUUUUGAUGAUGAAGCACCUCGACACAUCAUUGAAGCUUUGGUUAAUGCCACAAUAUCUAACGAUCCUGCUUACAAUCAAUAUAUGGAUGAAAAUGGACUACCAAAAUUGAGACAAGCUAUUGCAGAAUUGUACUCACCCUUGAUCGAUCAGCAAUUGAAUCCCGAUGAAAAUGUAUUGGUGACAGUAGGUGCAACCGAGGCUCUGUAUUCGGCGAUCACAACACAUACAGUUGUAGGUGAGGAGUGGCUGAUAAUCGAACCGGCUUAUCAUAUUUAUUUACCGAUUGUCAAACAAGCCGGAGGCGUUGCCAAAUUCAUCUCGCUGAAAUCGAAUAAUCAGGAUGAUAUCAUAAAAGGUGAGGAUUGGAAGUUGGACAAAAAUGAAUUCGAAGGAUUGAUCAGCAGAAAAACGAAAGGGAUAAUACUAAAUAACCCACAAAAUCCGAUUGGGAAAGUAUGGUCUCUGGAAGAACUUCAGUUCAUCAGCAGUAUAGCUCGACAGUACAAUUUAUUGAUAAUCAGCGAUGAAGCACACGAAUGGAUCACUUUUAAGCCGCAUAUCAGAAUAGGAGCAUUACCAGGAUUAUACGAGCGCACGAUAACCAUAGGCUCGGCAAGUAAAACAUUCAGUUUGGGUGGCUGGAGAAUUGGAUGGGCUUACGGUCCUAAAGAUCUUCUUGAUCCCAUCAAGUUACUUCAUAUGAAUGUUGUGGAUAGUACUCCUGCACCUCAACAGGUAGCUAUAGCAUUCGCCUUCGAAGAAGAAAUUCGUAAUUUUGGAUCGCCUAACUCCUACUUUACAAAACAUCGAGAAUACGUCAGAAAUCAUCGUGAUAUGCUCGUUAACGCUUUCAUUGACGUCGGCUUGAAACCGGUUAUUACAAGCGGUGGAUUUUGCACCUUAGUCAAUUGGACUUCUAUCAAAAGUAAACUGCCUCAAAUGAGCAAGUCUAUGGAUUUUUUGGUAUGGUUGAUAAAGGACAUUGGAGUACUAGGUUUCCCAGGAACUUCGUACUUUAGUGAAGAACAUCAACAUAUUGGACAGGAUUAUGCCCGAUUCUGCUAUCACAAGAACAUCGAUACACUUAAGAAAGCGGCACAAAGAUUAACAAAAUUGAAAGGUUUCUUGUAACUUAUGACUUUAUUUAUUAAGUCGACAAAAUGAAUAGGCUUAAAGAUGAUAGAAUUUAGACUUUAUAUAUAUAUAGUGAUUAAAUAUAAAUGACAAACUACUUGAAGUAAUAGCAGAAUAUACAAAAAAAUCUGUGAAAUGUUUUGUAAAUGAAAGUACACCGUAAAUACAAAUAUACAGUUAAGUUUUUCAGCCCAGGUGUUCGUAUCAGAUGCAUACGUGCAGGGGAUACUCAAUCUGUAAAUACGUAGCGCAAGCGCGAGAAGCUGAAGAAGCUCCUCGACAGGAUGGGACGCUAUGGUUCUACUCGGAUGUACUGAGUUAAAUCAACGAAGAUAGACGCCUCCGUCUUCAUUGAUCGAAUACAACAGAGUAUGAAUUAUCCUUGGUCGUAUGCCGCUUCUCACCACGCAAGGCCAACGUCAGCGGUCGGAAUAGUACGGUAGUAUAUACAAUGGCGUACGACACUGUAUAUACUGAUUAACGGUUACCUGCAUGUAAAUCCGAAUACAGCAAAGGUUGAAAUAAUUAUUUAUGUGUCUUGUUCUUGGGCAAACUAAGUACUAGUAUGGUAUAUAGGGAAGAUUUAUUUAGCAUGGGACAGUAUAUAAGUUGAGGUACUUGUUAUUUCACACUACAAACAUUCUCCGACGUACUCGUAUUUGGUUCAUCCAAUGCCAUAUAAACCAGGCAUAUAAAUAACGAUUUUCAAGCAUAUCUCUGCUACACUAUCAAAAUUGAAAUAAGUACCAA
Phymastichus coffea is the source of this 2079-nucleotide messenger RNA. RefSeq names its product kynurenine aminotransferase-like. Gene Ontology annotation, biological process: biosynthetic process. Gene Ontology annotation, cellular component: mitochondrion; cytoplasm. NCBI's taxonomy places the organism in Eukaryota, Metazoa, Arthropoda, Insecta, Hymenoptera, Eulophidae. The record is from RefSeq and is a predicted model, not a curated record. Gene Ontology annotation, molecular function: L-kynurenine:2-oxoglutarate transaminase activity; pyridoxal phosphate binding. Bases 1 to 1326 code for a protein of 441 amino acids. The transcript is spliced from 8 exons.